UGCGCUACAAAAAAGUAGAGAAGAGCAAAGAUAAAGUGGAAAGAAACAGAGACUGCAGAUCCAUCAUCCAUGGCGUCGACCGAGCAGUCCUCACCACCACAACAGCCUCAUCAACAUCUUCCCAAAGACAUCAUAGUUGACAUACUCACUCGCCUCCCAGUCCGGUCUGUCCUCCGAUUCAAAUCCGUCUCCAAAUCAUGGUACGCCCUUCUCAUAUCCCCCAACUUCACAACCAAACACUUCCACACCACCAAACACUCUACUCCACACCCCACUUUCCUCUUCACCACCGCCAACAAAUCCAUCACUCUACUCUCUACCAACGCCGAACCAUCACUCAAUAUCCCCAUAAAUCUAGACAUCCCCUUUUUGCACGUCUCAAAACCUCUCCGAGUCACUGGAUCUUGUGAUGGGUUUGUUUGCCUUAGCGUUUUACCACGUGGGUCGAUCAUUUUGAUAUGGAAUCCAGCUACCAGAGAGGUCAAGGACCUACCCGUUUCACCGAUCAAGCGGCCUCAGGCGGGUCCGAUUAAGGUGGUUUUGGGAUUUGGGUUUAAUUUCAAUUCAAAUGAUUAUAAGGUUUUGAGGAUUGUGUAUUAUGGGUACCCACUUAGCCAAGUUGAAAUGUACUCGUUAAAGACGAAUAAAUGGAAGGAAAUCAAGACUGAUGUGGGGUUUUUGAUUUUUGAGUCUGGGUGUACCGUUGUUUUGAAUGGAAGGUUUCACUGGACCGCGCUUGCUUUCAGGGAAAUGAAUGGUAGGAAAGUUAUUGUUUCUUUCGACAUGGGGGAAGAGAAUUUUCUCUAUAUAAUGCCUCCCAGGUUUGAAUUCAGUGGCAGUGAUGAUGAUGGUAGUUGUAGUGAUGACGACGAAGAUGAUGAUGAUGCCAAAUUAACAUGGAGUGUAGUGGCUUUGAAGGAACGCCUUGCUGUUAUUGGUUGUAGAGAUGCUCGGGGACAGAGCUCGAAAAUUGGUGUAUGGGUAAUGGAUGAGUAUGGUGUGGCCGGGUCUUGGAGAAAAUAUAUGUCGUUUGGACCCUAUGAGAGAAUUAAUAGGCCUUUGGGAUGUGGGAAAAAUGGUGAGGUUCUGUUGGAAAAGAAUCACGACGAGCUGGUUUUGUAUGAUGCUGGUUCUCAUACAAUUAAGAAUCUUGGAACUGGUGGUGUUCCUGGUUGGUCCGAGGUUUUUAAUCAUGAAGAAAGCCUACUUUCAAUCAAGGGGGGAAAAGUUGCGGAAGGGUCUAGUUUGCGUGAUGUGAUUCCUGACUCUUUCUUUGUGCGGAGGUCUGACUUGAUGGAAGAGUGAUCUUUAGAUGCAUCACCCUAUAUUAAUGGAGUUUUUAUCUGUUGUGAUCAUCUUUGGCUAUUUGGAUGCUCAAUUUUGAUGAUCCAUCAGUAUCUGCGAAUAGAGCGGACUCCAAAUUGGGUUGAAGAGUAUGUCUUCUGUUCAUCAUAUGGAGUUGGAUAUUUUGUGCUGAUUUGGUACUUCCAUUUUGACUGAACACUACUCCCCAGAACUAUGAUACACUGGGUGUCACAACGAUAAUUGGUGAAAAAAAGUUUGAAAAGUGAAAGGCUGAAAUUUUCGAGAGAGAGGGAGAGAAGGUUUAAUGUCUUGCUUUAGUUAGUUUUUUUUUUUUUUUGGUGGAGAUAUGUUGCUUUAGUUGAACUUUUCUAUUUCAUGAUGUUGGAUGUAAUAUUGUCAUGUCUACGUACUUCUUGGUGUGUGUUUGUUUCUAGCUCGCUGAAUUCUCGAAGCUUUUAUUACCUUAUUUAACCAAGUUUCUCCAUCAAACAUGGUAGGGACGCUUGAAGUAUGAUUUUAUCUGCCUUAGCCAAUUUCUUAUUCAUCUAAAUGUCUGACGGUUUGUUACUGGAUUAGCAUUAGCG
Molecule: messenger RNA, 1889 nt
Organism: Ilex paraguariensis (yerba mate)
Lineage: Eukaryota; Viridiplantae; Streptophyta; Magnoliopsida; Aquifoliales; Aquifoliaceae
Source: the annotation of a GenBank genome assembly